AUGUGGCUUUUAACUACUCUGCUCCUUUGGGUUCCAGGUGGAGGACAAAUGGACCCCAGAAAGGCAGUGAUCACCUUAUCCCCUCCGUGGCUUAAUGUGUUCCAAGAUGAAAAUGUAACUUUGUGGUGUGAGGGGCUGAGUCUGCCUGGAGACAACUCUACCCAGUGGUUUCACAACGGCUCAGCCAUUCAGACCCUGACACCCACAUACAGCUUCACUGUUGCCAGCAUCAAUGACAGUGGCGAAUACAAGUGCCAGACAGGUCUCUCAGUGCCAAGUGACCCUGUACAGCUGGAAAUCCACAGAGACUGGCUGCUACUCCAGGUCUCUAGCCGAGUCCUCACUGAAGGAGAACCUCUGGCCUUGAGAUGUCAUGGCUGGAAGAAUAAGAUGGUAUACAAUGUGAUUUUCUAUCAAAAUGACAAAGCCUUUAAGUUUUUUCCUCACAACUCUCAACUCACCAUUCUGAAAACCGACCUGAGUCACAACGGCACCUAUCACUGCUCAGCCAUGGGAAAGGAGAAAUACACGUCAGCAGGAGUAUCUAUCGCUGUGAAAGAGCUAUUUCCAGCUCCAGUGCUGAGAGCAUCCUUGUCAUUCCCCCUCCUAGAGGGGAAGCCAGUAAACCUGAGCUGUGAAACAAAGUUGCUCCCACAGAGGCCUGGUUUGCAGCUUUAUUUCUCCUUCUACGUGGGCAGCAAGACCCUGAAAAGCAGGAUCACAUCCUCUGAAUAUCACAUACUAACUGCUAACAGAGAAGAUUCUGGGUCGUACUCAUGUGAAGCAGCCACAGAAGAUGGAAAUGUCAUUAAGCGCAGCCCUGAGUUGGAGCUUCAAGUGCUUGGUCUCCAGUCACCAAUUCUCGUCUGGUAUCAGGUCUUUUUCUAUCUGGCAAUGGGAAUAACAUUUUUGGUGGAUACUGUUCUCUGUGUGACAAUACAAAAGGAAUUCCGAAGGAAGAAAAAAUGGAAUUUAGAAAUCUCUUUGGCUUCUGGCUAUAGGGAAGAGGGAACUUCUUACCUUCAAAGAGACAGAUCUCCAGAGGAAGACGUGGAGUGUCAGAAAGAAAAAGAACAAUCGCUGCAAGAAAGGCCAAGACCAAAAGCCCGAGGAGAGAGAGCAGCAAUAGCAGGAGCUCAGUGGGUGCCACAGAUCCAGACAGUCCCCUAA
Orycteropus afer afer is the source of this 1170-nucleotide messenger RNA. RefSeq names its product Fc fragment of IgG receptor Ia (gene FCGR1A). NCBI's taxonomy places the organism in Eukaryota, Metazoa, Chordata, Mammalia, Tubulidentata, Orycteropodidae. The coding region runs from base 1 to 1170 and encodes 389 amino acids. Gene Ontology annotation, biological process: regulation of immune response; cell surface receptor signaling pathway. The transcript is spliced from 6 exons. The record is from RefSeq and is a predicted model, not a curated record. Gene Ontology annotation, molecular function: transmembrane signaling receptor activity.